Cuscuta europaea is the source of this 1895-nucleotide messenger RNA. The record is from the annotation of a GenBank genome assembly. NCBI's taxonomy places the organism in Eukaryota, Viridiplantae, Streptophyta, Magnoliopsida, Solanales, Convolvulaceae.
UAUAAACGAACCCCUCAUGUUGGGGAAGAUCACACAACUUAAUUAUAAGAUCGAUCUGAUUACUUAAUUACAGUACUUACAUACACACAUAUAUACUUCACUUCUCUAGCUAGCUAGCCAGCCAGCCAAUUGUAAUUAUUUUAAUUUAAGCUAGCUAGCUACAAUAACCAUGAAUCACUUGGCCUUUGCAUUUGGCCUUCUAGGUACGCAAUCUGUCAUGCAUUAAACCAUUUUUUAAAUCUUUUUCUUGUUGCUUAAUUAAUGCUCUUACCAUACAAUCAUACAUUGUAGUAGUAUAUUUCUAGCUCAAUAUUUAACCACAAAAUAAACGAGAGUAUUUUGAUCUCAAGAUGAUGACGGACGGAAUGAAUUAGGUCUUAGGCUUAAACAGUUCCUUUUUAUAUCUAAUACUAAAAAUAGAAUAAAAUGAGAAAAGGCUAAUAUUUGCAUUUUAGUCCUUGAGCUCUUGUUCUUUAUUAUAUUGAACUCCCUGAUAAUAUGUAAACCCUUGGUUGGAUUGGUUUCCUAACAUGAGACACAUACACACAAAUAUAAUAUAUACACGUAUAUAUCUAAGAGAAACAGUAGCCAUGCAUCUAGUUUUGCCCUAAAACUAUUCAGUAAAGUAUGGUAGAGCAUGCGUAGUACGUUAAACAUUGUGCUUCGCUUCAUUCUUCAAUAUAUAAUUCAUUCAUGUAUUAUUAGCUUAAUUACUUCCAUGCAUGCUGCUUUUGGAUUUGGUGGAUUUUAAUAAGCAUAUGUUUCCUGUAUUGAUAUGGAUGUGCUGCAGGCAACAUUGUCUCAUUCAUGGUGUUCCUUGCACCAGUUCCAACGUUUUACAGGAUAUACAAGAAGAAGACGGCGGAAGGGUACCAGUCGGUGCCGUACGUGGUUGGGCUGUUCAGCGCCAUGCUUUGGAUUUACUACGCUUUCCUCAUGCCCGACACCACUCUCCUCAUCACCAUUAACUCCGUCGGCUGCUUCGGUCAAACUCUCUACAUUUCCUUCUACCUCUUCUAUGCCCCCAAAAAGGCUAGGCUCGACACGGUGAAACUUGUUAGUCUCCUGAACGUAUGCGCAUUCGGUCUAAUUGUUCUGGUCACUCAAUUUCUGGUGAAAGAGCCGUUAACCAGAGCCCAUAUUGUGGGGUGGAUUUGCCUAAUUUUCUCUCUCUGUGUCUUCGUCGCACCAUUGGGUGUUGUGAGGCAAGUGAUAAGGACAAAAAGCGUGGAGUAUAUGCCAUUUCUGCUCUCCUUCUUCCUGACACUGAGCGCCGUGAUGUGGUUCUUCUUUGGGUUACUUCGCAAGGACUAUAAUAUUGCUAUUCCAAAUGUACUGGGCUUCAGCUUCGGCGUGAUCCAAAUGGUGCUGUACAUGGUCUACAAGAACGCCGGGAAGAAGCAAACUGCCACAGCCGCCGGCAUGGAACAAAAGCAGCUGCCUGAGAUGAGCAGCGGUGAGCAGUUGAUGGUGGCCUUCGGGGCGGGGAAGCAGCUGCCGGCAGAGCUUCGGGAGCAGAUAAUAGAUAUUGUGAAGCUGGGCACUCUGAUGGCGCUCUCUGAAAAGGCUCCGGCAGCUCCUCUACUCAUGCCUCCACUUCCAGCUGCGGCGGCGGCGUUGCAUGCAUCUGUCUAGCUAGCUAGCUAGUUUAAUUACGUUGUCACGUAAUUAAACUAGUCUACUAGCUAGCUAGUAGACUAGUAAUUAAUUGUAUCUUCCCAAUUAAGUCAUGCAUGCAUGCAAGCCAUUAGCCAUGCAUGCUUCUUUCAUGUCAUUCCUUGAAUUUGUCCUUCAUUGUAAUUCGCACUUCCAUCUGUACUGUAUUUUAAUUUCAUAUCAAUUUCAAUUGCAUCCUCUAUUUUAACUCAUCCGUUGCGAUUUAGUACGUGUUUAUU